AUGGAUAUCAGCCAACUGCUCAUACAGCCACCGCCGCAACAAUCAGAAGCAUCGGCAUCACCUAACAACACGACCACAAAAGCUGGUAGCUUCAUCGACAACAAACGUCCCAUUCCCGAUGAUGAGUUGAUGCUACGUUGGGAACAGGUGUUGCAUGAAGCUGAAUACACCUUCAAGCAAAAUGCAGAUCGCAACAGCUUGACCGAUGGUUAUAUUUGGCCGACAACAAAAUCGUUCACUUCAAUGAACGACCACACAACUUCCACUACUAGGACGCCUAUUCAUAUCAAGGUUAUUGGACGACACAUGAAUGGGUCGUUUAGGUGCCACAUUGGAACCGGCAAAGCAUCACGGCCGAUAGAAUCGAUUGAGCUAUGUAACCAAAUGCGAUUGUUGGCGGUGUUCUUUAGGGUGGAAAAUAGCAAAAGUCGGCUGGUGGCACCAGACUUUAUUUUUUUUCCAACAUGGCUAUUGCACCUUUUCCGCUAUACGAAGCAUGGAUCUAGCCCAGGGCGUACGGAUAUUCGCUUUUUGGAGAAUGCGUUGUUGGCAAAGGAAGACCACAUUUACAGGCUCAAUAGUGUGCUCAAUACGUUGUUCCGCUUCAACCUGCAUACGUUUGAUCAUGCGCGCCUUCACCAGACUGUACAACUUGCUCGUUUCUUGUUUGACAAUGUCGGCUUAAACAUUGAUGAUCAUCCACUACCACGACCUAAUGAUUGGUACAGCUAUUAUGCUCGUCUCAUUCAUCUCUUGCAAGCACCACGUCCUGUAAAGCGCAAGCCCAUGUGUCACAAUUGCAACAGCAAACCAGCAUCACGUCGUCGUCUAUGUGUUGCAUGCUAUCGAUAUCAGCUCAAACAUGAUGAGCCUCGACCUUUACGUUUAAUUGUGGCCAAUCAGUCAUCAGCAGCGGCACAUGACACUAUCCAUCAUUCUUCUCAUCAUCAUCAACAUGAUCGUCGUUCAUCAUCUGGAUCGGUGGUAAGCUUGUACACAAACACGCCUACUAAGCGGUGCGCCAAUUGUGGUGUGCAUGAGACACAUCAAUGGUAUCGCAAUCUUUGUGGCACGGGCCAUUGGUGCGAGACAUGCAAGAGCUAUUAUUUGCGUCAUACCAAGGUGCGUCCUGCUGAGCUAUUUGUCAAGGCUGCCAAACGCAAGGUGGAUGUCCGUGCUCUUGUUAAUUGGUGGCCACCUAUUCCAACACCACCUUCUCCAGCAACCGUUGCCACACCAACAUCUGUACCACCACCCUUCGAAGAAACUGAAAGCUUGAGCUCUACCAGCAGUAUUAGCAGUGAUAGCACAAGCCCUGUUUCUUCUCCUUCCUCGGCAUCAUCGUUUGCACCGUGGCUAUGCUAA
This is a messenger RNA of Lichtheimia ornata, 1365 nucleotides long. RefSeq lists its product as uncharacterized. Gene Ontology annotation, biological process: regulation of DNA-templated transcription. The record is from RefSeq and is a predicted model, not a curated record. The transcript has a single exon. Lineage: Eukaryota; Fungi; Mucoromycota; Mucoromycetes; Mucorales; Lichtheimiaceae. The coding region runs from base 1 to 1365 and encodes 454 amino acids. Gene Ontology annotation, molecular function: zinc ion binding; sequence-specific DNA binding.